AUGGACGCCGAUGCGCCCUUCUUGGGGGACAUUGGCGGCAGCAUCGGUCACGACUUGGCUGAGUUUCACUUCUACUACCCCAAGGCGCCGGGGAAGCUCAUCCUUCAGGAUCGUCCAGUCGUCAUUGAGGAAAUUCAGGAGCUCAUACCGGCAAUCCAGCCCAUGGGCCAUGAUUUCCUGACAGAGCAGCCCGUGAAAGGAGCCCGCGCCUACUACAUGCACUCGUGUCUGCAUGACUGGCCUGAUGAUGUCUGCGAGACGAUUCUCAAACAGAUCAAGGCUGCUAUGAAGCCUGGGUAUAGCAAGUUGUUGAUUAACGAGAACGUGAUCCCAUCCACUGGAGCUUGGUGGGAGACGUCUGCACUCGACAUGGUCAUGCUGACGCUUUUCUGCUCUAAGGAACGCACUGAGGGCGAUUGGUAUCACUUAUUGGAGAAGAUGGCCGGGCUGAAGAUUGUCAAGAUUUGGAGUGUUGGCAAGGGUGUUGAGAGUCUGAUUGAGGUUGAGCGUCCGUAG
Molecule: messenger RNA, 516 nt
Organism: Colletotrichum godetiae
Lineage: Eukaryota; Fungi; Ascomycota; Sordariomycetes; Glomerellales; Glomerellaceae
Product: S-adenosyl-L-methionine-dependent methyltransferase
Exons: 1
Coding region: 1-516 (171 amino acids)
Molecular function (GO): O-methyltransferase activity
Source: RefSeq, a predicted model, not a curated record